Molecule: messenger RNA, 6242 nt
Organism: Chroicocephalus ridibundus (black-headed gull)
Lineage: Eukaryota; Metazoa; Chordata; Aves; Charadriiformes; Laridae
Gene: PARD3
Product: par-3 family cell polarity regulator
Exons: 25
Coding region: 300-4361 (1353 amino acids)
Biological process (GO): establishment of centrosome localization; microtubule cytoskeleton organization; establishment or maintenance of epithelial cell apical/basal polarity
Cellular component (GO): cell cortex; apical junction complex; adherens junction
Molecular function (GO): protein binding; phosphatidylinositol binding
Source: RefSeq, a predicted model, not a curated record
CAGGCGCCGAGCAGGUGGCCGCAGGCAGCGGGCAGCGCCGCGGCAUGUGAGCGGCCCCCGGCUCGCCGCUCGGCCGCGCUCCCCCGGGAAGGUAGCACCGGCCCCCCCCACACCUUCCCCUGCCCUCCCCUCGCCGGGCCGGCCGCGGAGGCAGGGCGCCCGCAGCGGCAGCCCGGCGGCGGCCGGGGGCUGAGCGCCGCGCCCCGCCGGGGGGCGGCCGUGGCGGAGGGCGGAGAGGAGGAGGAGGAGGAAGGCUGCGCGGGGCCGGAGGGACGCGGGAGCCCCCCCGGCCGCCCAGGAUGAAAGUCACCGUGUGCUUCGGGAGGACGCGGGUGGUCGUGCCCUGCGGGGACGGGAACAUGAAAGUUUUCAGCCUGAUCCAGCAAGCGGUGACCCGGUACAAGAAGGCGAUCGCCAAGGAUCCAAACUACUGGAUACAAGUACACCGGCUGGAGCACGGGGAUGGGGGGAUCCUAGAUCUCGAUGACAUUCUUUGUGAUGUAGCUGAUGACAAAGACCGUCUUGUAGCUGUGUUUGAUGAGCAAGAUCCACACCAUGGAGGUGACGGCACCAGCGCCAGCUCGACGGGGACGCAAAGCCCGGAGAUUUUUGGCAGUGAGCUUGGCUCCAACACGGCGUCGGCCUUUCAGCCUUACCAAGCAACAAGUGAAAUUGAGGUCACCCCUUCAGUCCUUCGUGCAAAUAUGCCUCUUCAUGUCCGACGUAGUAGUGACCCUGCACUGAUUGGCCUCUCAACCUCUGUAAGUGAUACAAAUUUUUCUUCAGAAGAGCCUUCACGGAAAAACCCUACAAGGUGGUCCACAACAGCAGGCUUUCUCAAGCAGAACAACCCUGGCGUACCCAGUGCUCAUGAAAGAAAGAAAGAUGAAAACUACAGAAGCCUACCACGAGAUACUAGUAGCUGGUCUAACCAGUUUCAGAGAGACAAUGCUCGUUCAUCGUUAAGUGCCAGUCAUCCCAUGGUGGACAAGUGGCUGGAGAGGCAAGAACAGGAUGAAGAUCGAGCAGAGGAGGACAAGGGCAGAGUUGAGCCUGUUGGACAUGCAGACACUGGUUUGGAGAAUGCUACCAAUUUUUCCCUGGACGAUAUGGUAAAGCUCGUAGAAGUCUCCAACGACGGUGGGCCUUUGGGAAUCCAUGUAGUGCCUUUCAGUGCCCGAGGCGGAAGAACCCUGGGGCUGCUGGUAAAGCGAUUGGAGAAAGGUGGAAAAGCUGAACAAGAAAACCUUUUUCGUGAGAAUGAUUGUAUUGUCAGGAUUAACGAUGGAGACCUUCGGAAUAGGAGAUUUGAGCAAGCACAGCAUAUGUUUCGCCAAGCCAUGCGUACGCCGUUCAUUUGGUUCCAUGUGGUCCCUGCGGCAAAUAAAGAGCAGUAUGAACAGUUGUCCCAAAGCGAGAAGAACACGUACUACUCCAGCCGCUUCAGCCCCGAUUCCCAGUAUGCUGACGGCAAAAGUAUUAACAAUUCUGGACUUCACACGUUACAAAGAAUGUCUCGAGCGGGUAACCAGUCCGAUCAGACAGACUCCUACUCGCAGCUACCUCAUAGUGUGAAUUCAUCAGGGAAACCACCCUCGGGCCUGGUACCAUCACCUCAGAAAGUUCUCACCUCCACUGCAAACAGUGGGUAUAACACCAAAAAGAUAGGGAAGAGGCUCAGUAUACAGCUGAGAAAAGGUACAGAAGGCUUGGGAUUUAGCAUUACUUCAAGAGAUGUCCCAAUUGGUGGCUCUGCUCCAAUUUAUGUGAAAAACAUCCUUCCGAGAGGUGCAGCUAUUCAAGAUGGGAGACUAAAAGCUGGAGACCGAUUAAUUGAGGUAAAUGGAGUUGAUUUGACAGGCAAAACUCAAGAAGAAGUUGUGUCCUUGCUGCGAAGCACCAAGAUGGGAGGGACCGUCGGCCUUCUGAUUUUUCGACAGGAAGAAACAUUCCAUCCAAGGGAACUGAAUGCAGAACAAAGCCAGUCACAAAUUCCAAAGGAAACGAAAGCAGAAGAAGAGGAGCUUGUCCUCACACCUGAUGGCACCAGGGAAUUCCUGACAUUUGAAGUUCCACUGAAUGACUCUGGAUCAGCUGGACUUGGUGUGAGUGUCAAAGGUAACCGGUCAAAAGAAAACCAUGCCGAUUUAGGAAUCUUCGUCAAGUCCAUUAUUAACGGCGGAGCAGCAUCCAAGGAUGGCAGGCUUCGGGUGAACGAUCAACUAAUAGCGGUAAAUGGAGAAUCAUUAUUGGGCAAAACAAAUCAAGACGCUAUGGAAACUUUAAGGAGGUCCAUGUCCACUGAAGGAAACAAACGGGGAAUGAUUCAGCUUAUUGUGGCGAGGCGAAUAAGUAAAUGCAAUGAGUUGGAGUCACCCGGGAGCCCCUCUGGGCCGGAGCUGCCCAUAGAGACUCUGCUGGAUGACCGGGAGCGGAGGAUUUCCCACUCCCUCUACGGCGGGAUCGAGGGUCUCAGCGAGUCGCCCACGAGGAGCACGGCGCUGAGUAGGAUAAUGGGUAAAUAUCAGCUGUCUCCAACAGUGAACAUGCCCCAAGAUGACACUGUCAUUAUUGAAGAUGAUCGGCUGUCGGUACUCCCUCCUCAUCUCUCUGACCAGUCGUCAUCCAGUUCCCACGAUGAUGUUGGGUUUGGCACUGUUGAUGCUGGUGGAUGGGCUAAAGCUGCAAUUAAUGAGUCAACAGACUGCACUCUUAGUCCAGAUGUUGAUCCAGUGCUUGCCUUCCAGCGAGAGGGUUUUGGACGCCAGAGCAUGUCAGAAAAGCGUACAAAGCAAUUUUCAGAUGCCAGUCAGUUGGAGUUUGUUAAAACACGAAAAUCCAAAAGCAUGGAUCUAGGUAUAGCUGACGAGACUAAGCUCAGUACAAUGGAUGACCAGAAAACAGGUUCCCCAACCAGAGAUGUGGGGCCUUCAUUAGGUCUGAAGAAAUCCAGCUCAUUAGAAAGCCUGCAGACAGCCGUUGCUGAGGUGACUCUGAAUGGUGAUAUUCCCUUCCACCGCCCGCGCCCGCGAAUUAUCCGAGGACGAGGCUGCAAUGAGAGCUUCAGAGCUGCCAUAGACAAAUCGUAUGAUAAACCUGUAGCAGAUGAUGACGAUGAAGGCAUGGAAACUUUGGAGGAAGACACAGAGGAGAGCUCAAGAUCUGGUAGAGAAUCUGUGUCCACAGCAAGCGAUCAGCCAUCCCACUCAUUGGAGAGACAGAUGAAUGGAAGCCAAGAUAAAAGUGACAGAAAAAAGGCUGGAAAGGAAAAGAAGAAAGAUCGAGAUAAAGAGAAGGAUAAAAUUAAGGCAAAGAAAGGAAUGCUGAAAGGCUUAGGAGACAUGUUCAGGUUUGGCAAACAUCGCAAAGAUGACAAGAGUGAGAAAACUGGUAAAAUAAAAGUGCAGGAAGCUCUUACUUCAGAAGAGGAGAGAAUACGAAUGAAGCAAGAACAGGAGAGAAUUCAAGCAAAAACUCGAGAAUUUCGAGAGAGACAAGCUCGUGAACGUGACUAUGCAGAGAUACAGGACUUUAACCGGACGUUUGGCUGUGAUGCGGACCCAAUGUACGCUGGGAUUGCUUCCUAUGACUCUUCUUCAAGUAGUGGCACAAUAACGCUGAACACCCGACCACAGAGCCCGAGGGAAGGGCAGACAGUGGAAGCCUUGUACGCCCAAGUGAAGAAACCACGGAAUUCAAAGUCUUCACCUGUAGACAGCAACAGAUCCACCCCUAACAAUCAUGACCGGAUACAGCGCCUGAGACAAGAGUUUCAACAAGCAAAGCAAGAUGAGGACGUGGAAGACAGGAGACGUACUUACAGUUUCGAGCAGCCAUGGCCAAGCACCAAGACGUACUCACAGAGUGGCAGACACUCAGUCUCAGUAGAGGUUCAAAUGCAGCGGCAGCGGCAAGAAGAAAGAGAGAGUUUCCAACAAGCUCAGCGGCAGUACAGCUCAUUACCCAGGCAAAGCAGAAAAAAUGCCAGUUCUGUAUCUCAAGACUCCUGGGAGCAGAGCUAUUCCCCUGGAGAAGGGUUCCAGACUGCGAAGGAAAAUCCCAGAUAUUCCAGCUACCAGGGAUCGAGGAACGGCUAUAUGGGGGGACAUGGCUUCAAUGCCAGGGUAAUGCUAGAAACACAAGAACUGCUCCGUCAAGAGCAGAGGCGGAAAGAACAACAACUGAAAAAAAAAACUUCUUCUGAAGGGCCUAGCAACUAUGACUCAUAUAAGAAAAUUCAGGACCCUAAUUAUACCCCUCCUAAAGGUCCUUUCAGGCAAGAUGUACCGCCUUCACCGUCUCAGGUAGCGAGGCUUAACAGAUUGCAAACACCAGAAAAGGGAAGACCAUUUUAUUCUUGAGGUGAAGAAAAUGAAGAUCAACUUAUCAUGCGAUAAGGAACGUUUUCAUAUAGAGACAUAUUUUGAAAACUUUUUAAACUGAUGGUACUAAGGAAUAUAUCCGUUGCCUGUUUCAGUGCCUUCAAAAACACGGGCAAAGCAUUGGUGGGCCUUAUGUCUUUGCCGUUCUGUCUCAAGUGUUGAAUUCAUGGAAGGAUGUUCCACCGUUUGACAAUCAUAGCGGAAGUGAGCAACGCCGCCCCUGCGUACCGAGUCCCGUAGCCCAGUCCAGUAGCUGUCAAUGGCUUAUUACUAGGAUUUGUUGUAAUGUGUUUUACUUUGCAGUGACUUAUUACAUCCACAUGCAACUUUGUGGCAUAAAAUUAAUGAAUUUAAGGUUGAAGGAAGCAUCGACAUGUCCUUUUUUAUUUCUCUCGGGUCAGGAGGAGGGUUACAGGUCACUCUUGAGUGGAUAAGGCUUAGCUCUGCUCUGGAUCGCAGUCGCAGUUCUAAGAUGUUUUAUGUUGGAGUCGUUACCAGUCUUUGUUGAUCAAUAUUUAAGUGUCUAUAUGCUGAAAAACUAUCCUUCUCCUAUUAUGCACAUAUGCAGUCUUUUUCUCUCUCUCUCCCCACUCUGAGCUUAUUAAAAAAGCCUUUAUCCUGACUCAUGAGGAAAACAAUAUUAAGCUUUCAGUUAUCCUGAGAAUCCUGUUGCAAUUGCCUUAUAAUCUUAAUACACAGUCCAUGACAAAUGAAAUAAGUGGAGAGAGACUAUUUAUACAGUCACAGCCAAGCCCUUGAUAAGUAUAUUUUUCUAUUUUAUUAAAGAUGGGAAAUUAUGAACAAACAUACAACUGAGUCCUGCUCUGCUUUGCUUCUAAAUGAAUUUGGUCAUAUGAGAACUGUGUCUAGGAAGAGAACUAGGGAGGGUAUCAUACCGUGGUCAUCUUAUACACAGUUGUCUUUGGGCAAAUUUGGGAGAUAGCUUAAAGCAAGAGCAGAAAAAAUCAAAGUUUUACUUUGGAUCAAAACCUGAAAAGGAAACAAUUUCUUCUUUUUUACAAUUUGUGAAGCUUCGUGGACAAUGGCCUUGUGCUUCCGUAUACUGUAUUGUUGCAUCGUGAUGCUACAUUACAAAUAAACCUUUAAGUAUAUGAAUGAGAGAUAAGUGGAGACAAACUGUUACACAUCAUCCUGGAAACAUGUCAGUGUCCAAAAAUAACUAAAGCAAAAAAGAUUGCUCUAGCAGUGAGUAAUAUUUGAAUGUGCAUAUGGGAUAUGAGAAUUUCUUUUGCAGCAGCUGUUUUUAUGUUUGUUGGUCUGAACUUCAUGUAUUGUAAAAAAUAUAGCUGGGUUGCUGAAGUGCCUGCAAAUCCUGACGUGAAAAGGCUUGAGAAUGGAUCUCAGCAUAUCAUAUACAAAAAGGAAAGAGAGAAAGCAAGAAAGAAAAUCAUGUAUUGCGUGAUUUUAAAAAAGCGCCUAUUUUUUUUUACUGGCACAUUUUAUUUUUGCGCCAACUUGUUUCUAGAAUAUAUGUGAAAUAUCAGCACACGUAUCUGUGUCUUUUAUGCCUGUUUGUUAACGGUUUUUGUUGUUAAUAAUGUACUCCGUGUUUAAAAGUUGUUAUUAGUGUAAGCACAGUGACAUUGGAUGACAAUAGCUCUUUUACGCAGAAUUUACAAAGCUGUGUAAAACAGCUUUCCGUGUACAUAUGAAAUUUAGAAUAAAAGGCUGUUUCCAUCCUCGUCUUGGUAUUGCCUGUAGACCGUUAUGAGAACUGCAGCAGACAUUGAGUUUAAAAAAUAUUUAACAGAUGUUAUUUUAUCCUAUUCCUAAUGGUUUGCGCGUGUCUUUCUGUGAGCACUUAUAAACAUUGGCAAAAAAAAAAGAAAAGAUUUACAG